UAUGGUACUUGUCAUAUUAUUGUUCCAUGUGGGACUCUUAGGGUCCUUUAAUAUAUAUGGAUAAUCCCAUUAAUUUGAUGUAAUUUAUAACGCAUAUAUAUAAAGGGCAAAUCAUUCACAAUUCUUUCCCAAACAACAUUGCAAAACUUUUGCAGCUAAGCCAAAUGGGUUCACUUCAAAGUGAGAGUACUAAUAAUAACGCAUUUGGCUCAGUACUAGAGCUUCAACAGUUCGAUAUAGCUAAUGUCGAGGAAGGUGCUGUUAAUCAUCAUCAUCAUAAUCAUGGUGAUCAUAUCAAAACAUCAUCGUCAUCAUCUGAUCAUGAGAAUAUGGUCCUCAACAUUCCUGAUCCUCCAACUAUCUGGCAGGAGCUUCUUUGUUCAAUCAAAUAUGAGUCUCUUUGUUCCAAGAAAAAGAAAAAUAUUCAUACCAAGAAUACAGUUAACCAUUCUUCGUUCCUUCCAACUCUAUUUCCCAUCUUCCGAUGGGGAAGACAUUACAAUUUUUCUAUGUUCAAAAAUGACUUCAUGUCUGGUUUAACUCUGGCUAGUCUUAGCAUUCCUCAGAGUAUAGGAUAUGCAAAUCUAGCAAAGCUUGAUCCACAGUAUGGCCUCUACACAAGCGUUGUCCCACCUCUAAUUUAUGCUGUAAUGGGGAGCUCAAGAGAUUUAGCCAUUGGACCAGUAGCUGUGGUUUCAUUACUAAUAUCCUCUUUGGUUCCGGAGAUUCAAGACCCUGUAACUGACCCUGUCGCCUAUACCAACCUUGUUUUCACUGUUACAUUCUUUGCUGGGGUUUUCCAAGCUUCCUUUGGAUUCUUAAGGUUGGGUUUUCUAGUGGAUUUUCUUUCCCAUGCUGCAAUUGUGGGAUUCAUGGCCGGAGCAGCCAUUGUUAUUGGUCUUCAACAACUAAAGGGUCUAUUUGGCAUUACUCACUUUACUACCAAAACAGAUGUGGUCUCUGUAUUGACAUCCGUUUUCAAAUCACUGUUGCACGACCCAUGGCACCCUUUGAAUUUUGUUCUGGGUUGCUCAUUCCUGAUUUUUCUUCUAAUUGCCCGACACAUCGGUAGAAGAAAUAAAAAGCUGUUCUGGUUGCCAGCAAUAGCUCCCUUAAUAUCAGUUGUAUUAUCUACACUAAUAGUGUACUUAACAAAAGGUGAUAAGCAUGGAGUGAAUAUAGUGAAACACAUCGAAGGAGGCAUUAAUCCAAUCUCUGCUACAAAAUUACAGCUCACAGGUCCACAUGUGGCACAAGCUGCCAAAACAGGACUCAUUUGUGCUAUUAUUGCUCUCACCGAAGCAAUUGCUGUAGGUCGUUCUUUUGCUUCCAUUAAAGGAUACCAUCUCGAUGGUAACACUGAAAUGGUGGCCAUGGGUUUUAUGAACGUUGCAGGAUCUCUAACUUCAUGCUACGUGGCUACCGGUUCGUUCUCAAGAACAGCAGUGAACUUCAGCGCAGGGUGUGAAACAGUUGUGUCGAAUAUAGUAAUGGCCAUAACAGUGAUUUUGUCACUAGAAUUGUUAACAAAGCUCUUGUACUACACUCCCAUGGCCAUCCUAGCUUCUAUCAUUCUCUCAGCACUUCCAGGCCUCAUUGACUUUAAUGAAGCCCUUCAUAUUUGGAAAGUUGACAAACUAGAUUUCCUUGCUUGCAUUGGUGCUUUCUUUGGUGUUUUGUUCGCCUCAGUUGAGAUCGGUCUAUUAAUUGCGGUAAGCAUAUCUUUUGGUAAGAUAUUAUUACAUGCAAUUAGACCAGGGGUAGAAUUGAUAGGGAGAAUUCCCAGAACAGAUACGUUCUGUGAAAUCAGCCAAUAUCCAAUGGCUACAAAAGCUCCCCCAGGCAUCUUGACCAUCCGUAUCAACUCUGCCUUGCUUUGUUUUGCUAAUGCUAAUUUCGUAAGACAAAGGAUAAUGAGAUGGGUGAAAGAUGAGGAGGAGGAUUAUGGGACAGAAGAUUCGACUCAUGUAAAGGAUAGAGUUCAAGUAGUUAUCCUUGAUAUGUCCAUCGUGAUGAAUAUCGACACUUCGGGAAUUUCAGCUCUGGAAGAACUUCACAAAAAUUUGCUUUUGCAUGGAAUAGGAUUAGCAGUUGCAAAUCCAAAAUGGCAAGUGAUUCACAAGCUCAAAUUGGCCAAGUUUAUAGACAAAAUUGGAAAAGAGAGGAUUUUCAUGACGGUAGGUGAAGCUGUAGAGGGAUGCCUUGGAUCUAGAUUAGUGCCUAAUUCUGAAAUUAUUAAUUGUUGAUUAUUAGUUGCACUCAUGCAUGUUGGGAUAUUCAAUUAUAUGAUAUUGUAGCUAGGUUUGAGUGUUGUCAGAAAAAUAUUGUAAAAAUAUAAUGAAUAAUUAAAGAAUUGGAGGUGCUUACAAUAUAUAAUUUCCAUGUAAAGCAACAUAUUUAUGAGAACAAUUAGUGAAUUCUCUCAUUUUUGUCACUAUGGUGUAACUUUGCUUCC
Cannabis sativa is the source of this 2455-nucleotide messenger RNA. Its product is annotated as low affinity sulfate transporter 3. Gene Ontology annotation, molecular function: secondary active sulfate transmembrane transporter activity. Gene Ontology annotation, biological process: transmembrane transport. NCBI's taxonomy places the organism in Eukaryota, Viridiplantae, Streptophyta, Magnoliopsida, Rosales, Cannabaceae. The record is from RefSeq and is a predicted model, not a curated record. The transcript has 12 exons. Gene Ontology annotation, cellular component: membrane. Bases 165 to 2246 code for a protein of 693 amino acids.